Lathyrus oleraceus (garden pea) is the source of this 1581-nucleotide messenger RNA. RefSeq lists its product as uncharacterized. The transcript has a single exon. NCBI's taxonomy places the organism in Eukaryota, Viridiplantae, Streptophyta, Magnoliopsida, Fabales, Fabaceae. The coding region runs from base 394 to 1023 and encodes 209 amino acids. Gene Ontology annotation, molecular function: protein binding. The record is from RefSeq and is a predicted model, not a curated record.
UCACGAAAAUCAGAUUUGGCUUGCAUCAUUUUCCCUCCUAAGGUCUUCCGGUUGUUGGAGAAACCACUGCACGAGUUCCACGGUCAUGAAGGUGAAGUUUUGGAUGUCUCUUGGUCAAAGCAUAAUUAUCUGUUGUCAUCUUCAGUUGAUAAAACUGUCCGGCUAUGGCAAGUUGGACAUGACUGCUGCUUGAAAGUUUUCUCACACAGUAAUUACGUGACAUGCAUACAAUUCAAUCCCGUGGAUGAUAAUUAUUUCAUUAGCGGAUCAAUAGAUGGAAGAGUGCGCAUUUGAGGAAUUCCUGAUUGUCAUGUUGUUGAUUGGACCGAUGUCAAGGAAAUUGUCACCGCAGUAUGCUAUCAACCUGAUGGACAAGGAGGAAUUAUCGGGUCCAUGACAGGAAAUUGUCGGUUUUAUAGUGUAUCAGAUAAUCACUUUCAGAUGCAAUCACAAAUAUGCUUACUUGGUAAAAAGAAAUCUCCCGGGAGAGGAAUAACUGGCUUUCAGUUUCUUCCACAAGAUAGUAACAAAGUUAUGGUUACCUGUGCUGAUUCACAAGUCAGAAUCAUUGAAGGGCUUAAUGUUGUUUGCAAAUUCAAAGGCCUUAGUGCAGGGAGCCUAAUGUCGGCGUCUCUUACUUCGGAUGGAAAACACAUUUUAUCAGCGUCUGAAGACUCCAAUGUAUAUCUGUGGAAUGUUAGUGACGACGAGUCUCACACCAUGAAGGCUAAGAAGAUUAAGUCCUGCGAGCGGUUUUAUUCAAACGCAUCUGUCGUAGUACCAUGGUGUGGUUUGAAAUCCGACAACAUUGAAAAUUCUAAACUAUUGUUUGUCCUAAAUAAAAUUUCACCCCAAGCUCUAUGCCUCGAUCCACCGUCUUCAUUUUCUCUAAGCCAAGAUUUUUUCUUGGAUUCUAUCCCGAAAGGUUCCGCAACUUGGCCCGAAGAGAAACUUCCUACUUCAAGAGGCUCCGGAUUUGGAUGUGUACAAGUGCGGUGGAUGUGGCACGACUCUUCAAGCUAAGAAAAGAAAAAGUAAAGCUGCGAACUCAGAAUCCAGCUCAAAUGAGAUUGAUGCAACUCCAUGAAAUGCAUCUACUGCUAAAAGAUACAUUUGAUGAUAUAGAAGUCAAUAACAUCAGUUUGAAGAUUAGUGAUUCACUGGGAGAUUUGACUAAAUCUCCAACCAACAAUAGUUCAUCACACUUGAUUGAAAAGAAUCAGAAACGUCAAAUUGAGGGCCCUAUACUGGUACUUCGGGGGCACCGCAGUGAAAUAAUCAGUUGUUGUGUUAACUCAAAUCCCGGAAUAGUUGUUUCUUGCUCUCAUUCAUCAGAUGUUCUCUUGCACUCCAUUAGAAGAGGACGUUUAAUUAGAAGAUUGGAUGGUGUGGAGGCCCAUAUUGUCUGUCUUUCAUCUGAAGGGGUUGUAAUGACUUGGAAUGAAUCACAGCAUACUCUCAGUACCUUUACUCUCAACGGUACUCCAAUUACAAGAGCACAAUUCUCCUUCUUUUGCAGUAUCAGCUGCAUGCAAAUUUCUGUUGAUGGGACAAGUGCUUUGAUCGGAGUUAAUUCUCUAG